Messenger RNA from Vitrella brassicaformis, 2862 nucleotides. Lineage: Eukaryota; Vitrellaceae. The record is from the annotation of a GenBank genome assembly.
UCACGAAGCCAGCCACCGGAAGAGAUUGGCAAUGCUCGUCAUCAUCCCCGGCGACCCCUGCCCCUCACCAAUACCCCCAGGACCCCCUCUCACUGGCUGUGGGAUGACAGGGAUCGGCCCACACGACAUGCCCGGGAUGGGCUCGAGUGCGCAGUAGGUGGCGGUGUGUCUGAGGGGGAGGUGUGGGGGGUCCACUGAGUGCAGGUGGUUGAAGGCGACAAACACCAGAGCGGGAUCGUCUGCGUCCGCGAAGGCCGUGAGCUCUCCCUGAUGGAAGUGACACACACACACACACACACACAGAGGUGGCUGGAUGGAUGGCUGAAUGGAUGCAGUGGCUUACCCGGACAAGCUGUUCUGGUCUUGUGGGGUUCUGCAGGAUGACGGUCACGGGCUGCGGUGGGUGUCUGAAAGCCGCGUCGCUCUUGAUGUGGCCGAUCGCCCAUGCGUUGAGUAAGGUGGACAGCGGCAUACCUGCACACACACACACACGCUUUGUCUCUACGUCUGUCUCUCUCUGUGUGCUCAUCAGUCAGCGCACCUUCCAGCGUCCGUGCGGUCCAGCUGUUGAGCAACGUGGAACUUUCGACGAUCAUGUCCUCCUGUGUGUCGGCGACGAUUGUGGCGUCGACGGUGGCCUCCAGCACUCGGGAGAGGAUGCCAACUCGGUGCUCCAGGGACGCCUUCUCUCUCUUUCGCUCCGUCACAUCCUGCAAAAACACCAAGUGUCGUCAAACAGAGGGUGGAGGAGAAUUCACAAAUCGCAUACACGAGACGGUUCUUCAUCGCAUAGGUAAUGACCGAUGACCUUCUCUCUCUCUCUCCCUCUCUCUAGGUGGGGUCAUCGCAUCGGCUGCGCACCGCACCUGGAUGUAGCCGUAUAUGAUGGUCGACGUGGGCGAGGCCCGUCUGCCUCCCGCUUGGAAGAACCGAAUCUCGCCGUCAGACCUUUCGUAGCGGAUCUGACACAGGCACAGCCACAGCCACACCCACCCACACACUCGUCGUUGCUCCUGCCCUUCUCUGUUCGGUCGCGUACAUUCAUGUCGUAGGGCUCCCCCUGGUCGACGCACUUGACGAUCGCCCUUUCGAUUCUGCCGCGGUCGUUGGGGUGCACGUGCUGCGUCCAGAAGCCCCGCAGCCGCUCGUCCGUCAGGACUAUGUCGCCGGCAUUCUUGUCGUCGCCACCAGCACCGAUAGGCAGGCUGACAACCACACACACGACAUGGACAUCCAGCCACUCGCGCCUCGCUCGCUCGCUCGCUCGCUCGCUCCCUCUAUAUGUGGGCUCACGCACUCGAAGUCCAUCGGCAGAACGAUCCCCUCCAGUGUGGAAUCGUCCGUCGCGUUCUCGCCGCCAUGGUGAUCCCCCCCUCCCCCGGCAGACCGCACCGAGCGCUUCUCCUUCGACCCCGCACUCUUCGCCGACCCGCCGCCCAUCUCGCUAUCCACCUUUCCAUCAUCGACUAUCCCUUUCGGCUGCAGCGGCGCCGGGCUCGGCCGCGGCGGCGUCGGCUGAUCCGACGUGACCGUCGCCACCAUGGACGAGCCCGCCUUGGUGGUCGGCGUGCGCGUCGCCGGUGUGGCGUAGGAUGACGGUGCAGCAGGGUGGAUGGGCGGCUUUGACGCGUGGGCGCGGUAGAUGUGCAGCGCGCCGACAGAAAGGCCGACAUUGACGCUAGCAGGGGCUGAUGCCUCGCUGGGUGCGAGGGCGGGGGCGACGGGGCCGUCGAGAAGGCGCGCGUAGGGGACCCUGCCGGUGGGCUGUCUGGAUGCGCGGCCCGUGAGGCCCUCGAUGACGCGGGUCUGGUAGAAAUGGGUCUCCAUGGGGCCCGAGGCGUCCCACUCCCUGCAGGGCACACACACGGAUGGGCAUAGACAACAAGGGGCAUAUAUAAUGGGUUGAUUGGCUGCGUACCAGGCGGCGAUGUCGACCAUGAAGGCGAAGUUCUCGAGCAGUCGGCGGCGCUGGCCCUUCUCGCGGGCAACCUGCACACACGCAACACCCAUACAGACACGUGUGUGUGCGGGCGGGCAUUUGGCUUCUACCUAGUCGUCUGACCCGGUUAGUGUUGAAGACCGUGGAUCUGUAGAACAGCUCGAAGUGGCGGCUGGCGACCAGCAACAGCAGACCCACCACUAAACACACGCCAAGGACACAUACAGAGAGAGAGGGAGCCGUCCGAUUGAGACUGUCACACAGCCCCCACGCAGUGCAGCUGCUCACCGGGGUAGAACUGGAUGAAGACUUCAUCGCUCCAGAUGCCGUCGACAACGGCGUGGCUAAUGAGGUGCACGGCCACCAGCCCCAGCACAGCCAACGACUGGCACUUGAAGACCAGAAAGGCCAAAGUGAGGAGGCCCAAGUUGUCGAGCUCAGUCCUGACAACGACGCACACACACACACAGAGAGAGAGAGAGAGAGAGGGAGGGAGAGAGAGAGAGAGAGACGUGUGCGUGGUGAAUGUGUGUGUGGUGUGUCGACUUCAUUCCGUACUGACCCCGCGUAGUGCUCGGCCAUCUUUUCAGAAAUGAACUCCUCGCCGUUGCGCUCGAUCUCGUGCUCUUGGCCCUCGCCCUCGCCCAUCUCAAUCAUGUGCUCGUGGAGAGUAAUGGUCGCCAUGCAGGCGAUGAAGAAGCAGUACAACACCCACCACUCUGCGCGAUAAAACGGCUGUAGUGCAUUCUGAAGACACAGACAGAGAGAGACCCCAUCCAUCUAUCCAUCUAUCCAUCCAAUUGAGCCUACUUCGAGCAUGACCAGGAGCUUUCCCUGGUUGCGGACGUUGCUCCAGUCCUCCCCAUCGCCUCGGGUGAUGGCCAGACACAUGUACCACCGCACCAGCAUCUUGUGGAGCAGGG